ACGAAGUUAGCUCAGCUGUAGUUAACUUCACAAUUGUUGUUGAAAAAAUUUCUAACCUUAAAUCCUUUUCCAAAUUACUUUAAAAUGACGACUUUACGGCCUUUCACUUGCGAUGAUAUGUACAAAUUUAACAACGUAAAUUUGGACCCCUUAACCGAAACCUAUGGGUUAUCAUUUUACAUGCAAUACUUGGCACAUUGGCCUGAAUACUUUCAAGUAGCUGAAUCUCCAAAUGGAGAAAUUAUGGGAUACAUAAUGGGAAAAGCAGAAGGCAUAGGUGAUAACUGGCAUGGACAUGUAACAGCAUUAACAGUGUCUCCUGAUUUUAGAAGAUUAGGGUUAGCAGCCAGUUUAAUGACAUUUUUGGAGGAAGUUUCCGAAAAGAAAAGGGCCUAUUUCGUGGAUCUUUUUGUAAGAGUAAGCAAUAAAGUGGCUAUAAAUAUGUACACCAACUUGGGUUACAUAGUCUACAGGACAGUGCUGGAAUACUACUCGGGUGACCCUGAUGAAGAUGCUUAUGAUAUGAGAAAAGCUUGUUCACGAGACGUAAAUCAAAAAUCUGUUAUACCUUUGACUCACCCUGUACGACCUGAAGAUGUUGAUUGACUAAUAAUGUGCUUCAUAUUGUUUCUUAUUACUAUGUAUUACUGUCUUUUGUAAUAAAUGCACUAGGUAUCUG
Brassicogethes aeneus is the source of this 679-nucleotide messenger RNA. Lineage: Eukaryota; Metazoa; Arthropoda; Insecta; Coleoptera; Nitidulidae. The record is from the annotation of a GenBank genome assembly.